Thamnophis sirtalis is the source of this 2602-nucleotide messenger RNA. Lineage: Eukaryota; Metazoa; Chordata; Lepidosauria; Squamata; Natricidae. The record is from RefSeq and is a predicted model, not a curated record.
CCGAGACCUUCCGAAGAGGGCCCCGGCGCGGGAGAUGUGCUGCUUUCCGGCGGCUCCUCGAGCAGCAUGUUCCCCGAUACUGGCGCUAACACCUCCUCUGGCAGGGGCAGCGGGCAGGUGGAAUCCGCGGGGGCCGCCGUCGGCUCCGGCGCCUCAGGAGCCCCAAGUCCCGGGCGCGGGGAGUCCUGCAAGAAGAGUAGCAGCGUCCCAGCCGCGGCCGAAGGCGACGGCGAAGAGGACGAAGAAGAGGCGGCGGAGGCGACGGCUCCCAUCCUGUGGACCCGCUCCAUUCUGGCCACUGGACUGGGGAUGGUGGGGUUGGCCGUCUUCCUCUUCCAUCUGGGGCAGCAGAAGCCGCCGCCGGAGAAGGAGGAGGAGGUCGGCGGAGAGCUGUACGUGGCCUGGCUCCUGCUCCGGCUUGUCUUGUACCUGGUUUGUGCUGCCGGCGCCUUCUUACUCGGUUUCUUGCUGGCUCUCGGGAGCCAAAAUCGCGGCCGCCUCCGACCCCUGCCGGCUUUCCUCGCCGCUUGGAAGCGCCGUUACCCGGGAAGAGCGAGCGCGGCGCCGUUCUGGCCAGCUGCCGGGAACCUCAUAUUUGGAAAUGGACAAGAACCAGUCCAGUCAAGGAGAGUGGUAAUUUCUCAUAACAUGGACAAAGCUCUGAAAGAAGUGUUUGACUACAUCUAUCGAGAUUAUAUUUUGUCUUGGUAUGGAAACCUCAGCAGAGAUGAAGGACAGCUGUAUCAUCUUCUGUCUGAAGACUUCUGGGAAGCUGCCAAGCAGCUGCGGCACAGACUCCGUCACAUUGAUGUAGUUAAAGUCAUUUGCAAUGAUGUAGUGAAAGCUGUGCUCAACCAUUUCUGCGAUCUUAAAGCAGCCAAUGCCAGAUUGGAAGAACAACCACGGCCAUUUUUACUGCAUCCUUGUUUGAGGAAUUCUGAAGAAGAGGCAAAAUUCCUGCAAGCAUGCUCUCAGACUCUGGUCUAUUGUCUUCUGCCCUCAAAGGAUGCUCAGUCUUUAAGCUUGCGUAUAGUCCUGGCAGAGAUACUUGCAGCAAAAGUACUGAAACCAAUGGUAGAGCUAUUGAGUGAUCCAAACUACAUCAACCACAUGCUGCUUGUCCAGAUGGAAUACAGAGAACAGCUGAUUGAGCAUCACAAGAGAGCUUAUACAUAUGCUCCUUCUUACGAAGAGUUCAUCAAGCUUAUUAACUGUAACUCAGAUGUUGAGUUUCUCAAACGAUUAAGGUAUCAGAUUAUGGUGGAAAUAGUUCAAGCAACCACUAUCAGCAACAUCCCCCAGAUGAAACGCCAAAAAGAGAAUAAGGUUAAAGAAACUGCUGCAAUGAAAGCAGAUCAUUUGAGGGCCAGAAACAUGAAAAGAUAUAUUAAUCAACUAACGGUAGCAAAAAAACAAUGUGAAAAACGCAUACGACUUCUGGGAGGCCCUGUUUAUGAUCAACCAGACGAUGGUAUUUUUGAGGAUAGUGAAAGUCCUCAGAGCCAAAAGGCCGAAAUACCUCAACUUGUGAGUCAAAUCUAUCAGGAUUUUUUUGUGGAAAGCAGAGAAAUUCCUGUGGAAAAAAUACUAUACAAAGAGAUACAACAGAGUCUUGUGGGCAACAAGGGCAUUGAGGUGUUUUAUAAAAUUCAGGCUGAUAUUUAUGAAACAUUGAAAGACAGAUACUAUCCAUCAUUCAUUGUCAGUGAUUUAUAUGAGAGGCUGAUCAAGAAAGAAGAGAGGACUCCAGUCCAAAUGGCAUCUGAUGACAAAGAUGAUAGACAAGUUUGUGAAGAAGUUAUUGAUGGAGGAAGCUCAGUAAUUAAUGAACAGGCCAGUUUUGCUGUAAAUAAACUACGCCAAUUAAAUGACAAACUUGAAUACAAGAGACAAGCUCUAAAUUCGCUCUGUAGUUCACCAAAACCUGACAAAAAGAUUGUUUCUAAAUUGAAAGAUGAAAUCAGUCUGAUGGAGCGAGAACAUAGUGACCUUCAAUUGCAUAUUGAAAGAACAGACUGCUGGUGUGAAAAUCUUGGCAUGUGGAAAGCCUUCAUUAAUACUGGAGAGGUCAUUGAAGAAAAUGGUGAACAAGUGCCCUAUUAUUCUGUUGUAGUGAUAUUACAGGAGAUUGGCAGGGUUGAAGCAAAGGAGUGGACAGUUGUUCGAAAGCUCAAUGAGUUUCAAAGUCUGCAUCGGAAACUCAGUGAGUGCUUUCCAUCAUUAAAGAAAACUCAGUUGCCAUCACUCAGCAAAUUGCCCUUUAAAUCUGUAGACCAGAAAUUCAUGGAGAAAUCUAAGAACCAAUUAAAUAAUUUCUUACAGAAAUUGCUUUCUGAUGAAAGGUUGUGUCAGAGUGAAGCACUUUAUGCCUUCUUAAGCCCUUCUCCUGAAUACCUUAAGAUUAUCGACAUACAGGGAAAGAAGUCAACAUUUUCACUCUCGUCCUUUUUGGAGAGGCUUCCUGGUGACUUCUUUUCUCAUCAGGAGGAAGAAGCUGAAGAUGAUGAUCUAUCUGACUAUGGGGAUGAUGUGGAUGGAAAACGGGAUGCCCUUGCAGAGCCUUGUUUCAUGCUGAUAGGAGAGAUUUUUGAGCUGCGAGGAA